GGAUGAUAAGACGGUUCGCGUGGUCGCACUGCACGCCUUCUCCUCGUCUCUCGCCCGCCCACGAACGAACCGACAGGCAGAAGAUGCGCAAGAGGCGGCGGCCAUCUCUCACCGAACCUCCGAGCGCGUCGCAGGGCUGAGCAGGAGAGAGCGCGACGGGCGUUUCAAACCCAGUGGGCCACGAUGCUGAUUUCGGCCGCUUCGAUUCACAACCGCCUCGUGCAGCUGGGCCUCGCCGUCGCCAUUGGCCUCGCCCUCACCUUCGUCUUCCUCCCCACCCCCAUCUCGCUGCGCCGCCAUGUGGUCCGCCCGCACGCCGCACCCACCUUCUCCAUAGCGCCACGACCGGAUCAUCCCAUCGAUACGCUGACGUCCCGUGCGGACCACGCGUACAAGGGUCUAUUGACCAGGGAGACGAAAAAUGUCCACGACGCCGCCGAAGCAUACCGUUCGCGUAGAGGACGCCAGCCACCGCCACUGUUUGACGUGUGGUUUCAGUUCGCCGCCAAUUCUUCGGCCGUCAUAGUCGAGGACUUCUUCGACCGCAUCUACGAUGAUCUGGAGCCAUUCUGGGGCGUUUCGCCCAAGCAGAUCCGCGAACAGGCCAGCGACUUCAUUCACAGGAUUUCCGUGCGGAAUGGCAAUGCAACUGGCAGGACAGACAUCGAGCGAAGAGAAUGGAUAGAGCUAUGGACAGACAUGGUGCGGAUUGUGGCGCCUCUGCUUCCAGACAUGGACAUCCCCAUCAACGUCAUGGAUGAGAGCCGCAUUGUUGUUCCGUGGGAGGAGAUCGAUGGCUACAUGACCAAGGCGGAGCUGGCAAAGAAAGUCGUACCGCCAAGCGAGUUGAAGACAGAUUUCAGUGGGCUUCAGGCUGCGAUCAAGGACAUGGAUAGACAUCCUCCGCCUGCUUUCGAUGCAGGUUUCGAGGGCGAAGGUCCGUACUGGAGACUUGCAGUCGUUGGCUGUCCACCAGAAAGCCCAGCGAGGAAGGUAUAUGAGGAGACUGACUUCUCCACGCCCCCUCCACUUUCCACGCAGAGUCCGCCUAACACACUGGAGGGCUAUGUACAAAACUGGACGUACGCAUGUUCGCCCUGUGACCAUCCUGACCUACAGGGUCUGCACGGCACGUUUGUCGAGCCCAUCUCGAUUGCGAACACGAAGAAUUUCUUUCCACUUUUCGGAGGAUCCAAGUUGCCCAUGAAUAAUGAAAUAUUGUUGCCACCCGCCAUGUACUGGACUACAGACCCGUUCUACUCGGGUGGCAAUGACCACGGAGGUGUGUGGGAAGACAAGAAGAACAAGCUCAUCUGGCGUGGCUCGGCCAGUGGCGGGAGGAACAGGAAGGAGAACUGGACCCGGUUUCAACGUCACCGCUUCAUUUCAAUGCUGAACGCCACCAGUAUCAAAGAACUCGAGCAAAAGUCGGAGCAAAAAGGCAUCAACUUCGUAUUGCCUGACAGCGACGCUUACAGCCUUACUGUCCAGAAGCCGGAGGCACCCGAGCAUGCAUUCAGCGACUGGGUCGAUUCCUUUUCUGACGCAGCUGCUGUGCAUCUGCUUUGCUUUCCUGAGGAUCCGCCAGGACCACACUGCACAUAUACUGACCAUUACUUUUCGGUGGCCAAGGCCAUGCCCAUGAAACAGCAGUACAGCAACAAAUACUUACCAGAUAUCGAUGGCAACUCGUUCUCGGGACGCUAUCGCGGCUUCUUGGGGUCGACCUCCCUUCCCAUCAAAGCAACGAUUUAUCAAGAAUGGCAUGAUUCUCGGCUUGUUCCAUGGAAGCAUUUUGUGCCGAUGGACAACACUUUUAUUGACAUAUAUGGCAUUAUGGAGUAUUUCGUGGGUAAUGAAUUGCUCGGUUUGGCCGGGCACGACGAUGUUGCGAGAAACAUAGCAUUGGAGGGCAAAGCAUGGACGGAAAAGGUGCUCAGGAGGGAAGACAUGAGCGUGUACGUACUACGCCUGCUGUUAGAAUAUGCGAGGAUUUGUGACGAUGAUCGUGAGAGAAUGGGCUGGACAGAAUCACAGAUCAGUGAUGAUGCUGUAACAUAGAUUGUGUACAUUGGAGACAGA
This is a messenger RNA of Cercospora beticola, 2082 nucleotides long. RefSeq lists its product as uncharacterized. The record is from RefSeq and is a predicted model, not a curated record. NCBI's taxonomy places the organism in Eukaryota, Fungi, Ascomycota, Dothideomycetes, Mycosphaerellales, Mycosphaerellaceae.